Molecule: messenger RNA, 2056 nt
Organism: Fukomys damarensis (Damara mole-rat)
Lineage: Eukaryota; Metazoa; Chordata; Mammalia; Rodentia; Bathyergidae
Gene: Znf891
Product: zinc finger protein 891
Exons: 2
Coding region: 205-1839 (544 amino acids)
Biological process (GO): negative regulation of transcription by RNA polymerase II
Molecular function (GO): DNA-binding transcription repressor activity, RNA polymerase II-specific
Source: RefSeq, a predicted model, not a curated record
CGGCCUGCCGCUCACGCACUCAGGCACACACUACCUGUGUCGCACUGGUCUCUCCCAACGCAGGCUCUCCUCGCCGUCCUGUCACAAACAAAGGGUCACCCGGACACAAACCUGCGCACCUCGCGGGGCAUCUUGGGAAAUGUAGUCCUGGCCGCGUCUGCUUCCUGGCUCCACACAGGUUUAUGUUACUUUCAAACUCAAAAGAUGUCAGUCAUUGACCUGUCUUCCACAUCGACUCUACCUGCACAGGACUUGAUCUCCUUUUGUGUGAGAAAAACUGAGGAGGAAAGAACAGUUACUGGAUUAUUGACUACCUGGUUACAAGAACCAGUGACCAUCAAGGAUAUAACUGUGGAAUUCACUCAGGAGGAGUGGAUGAUGCUGGACUCUGCUCAGAGAAGUCUGUACAAAGAUAUAAUGUUGGAAAACUGUAGAAAUCUCACAGCAGUGGAGUAUCAAUUAUGCAAGCUUUCUGUGAAUUCCAUCUUGGAUCAAGAAGAGAUAAACACUAUGAAAAGAAUUCCCCAAACUCUCUGCCCAGACUGGAAGAUUGAAUUUAAAACCAAAGAGUCAAUUCCUACACAUAACAUCUUUGGGGAAAAACCAUCCAGUGAAUUGAAAAUACAAUUCAUAAUGAAUGAUUGGUCCUCUACAUUAAAAGAAGACUGGGAAUGCCAUAUGAUCAGAAUACAGCACAAGAUCCCAGAGAGACAUUUCAGACAAGUGACACAUACCCAAACUAAAACAGCAUCUCAGAAGAAUUUCUGUGAGAAUCAUGAAUUACAGGAAAACUCUAUACAUAGAUCAAAACUUAUGUUUUCACAGAGGGUUUCCACUAGUAAACACUGCCAAAAAUGUGAUUCAGAUGUUCAGUGUUCAAAAUAUAAUUCAGUGCUAAACAGUUAUUAUAAUUCUAUGAAUGAAAAGCUCUGUGAAAGUCAUGAAUAUGAUCAUGCUUUAUGGCAUCUUGCAAGAAUGCCAGCAAUACAAAAGGAGUACGCAUGCUCUCGAUAUGGUAUACACUUCAAAUAUGAUAGUAUGGUUCCUAUACAUAAUAAUAUUCACUUGGUGAGAAAUUCCUGUGAAUGUAUUAAAAACAAGAAACCUUUUUGUCAUCAUUCAUGUCUUAAACAACAGCAGCAAAUUCAUACUGAAGACAAACAGCAUGAAUGUAAUCAAUGUGGAAAAGCCUUCAAAAGGAUUUCUAAUUUUAUUUUGCACAAGAAAAGUCACAUGGGUGAGAAACGAUAUGAUUGUAAAGAAUGUCGGAAAGUAUUCAAUGAUUCUUCAACUUUAAGAAGACAUGAAAGAACUCACACUGGAGAGAAACCCUAUAAAUGCAAUCAAUGUGGAAAAGCUUUCAGUCAAAAAACAACUCUUAAGGCUCAUGAGAGAACGCACACUGGAGAAAAACCUUACAAAUGUAAUCAGUGUGGAAAAUGCUUUGGCACAAGCUCUUACCUUAUAGUGCACAAGCGAAUACACUCUGGAGAGAAACUCUAUGACUGCAGUGACUGUGGAAAAGCCUUCAACACAAGCUCCCACCUUAAGGCUCAUAAAAAAAUACACACUGGAGAAAAUCUUUUUUACUGCAGCGACUGUGGGAGAGCUUUUAGUGGUCUCUCCUCCCUUAGAAUGCACAUCAGAACUCAUACUGGAGAGAAGCCUUAUGAAUGUACAGAAUGUAAGAGGGCCUUCCGCGUGUCCUCUUCCCUUAGGAGACAUGUAAGAAUUCACACUGGAGAGAAACCCUAUGAAUGUAUUCAAUGUGGAAAAGCUUUCAUUCAGAGCUCUUCACUUACUAUACACAAGAGAAUUCAUAAGGGUAGAGAAACCUAAGUAUUAUAAAUGUGGAUUUGUCUUAUAGGUAACCCCAAGCUUAUUAUUCAAGUUUUUAUUCUUAGAUUAGCAUUUACUGCUAUUAAUGGCCUUGAAAAACAGUCAUGUAGCUAUAUAAGACAUUAUGUUCUAUGGUAAUAUAUAUUUAGUUCUGAAUAUGGUUUAAUUUUUUUUUUUUUUUUGUAGUGGUACAGGGGAUCGGGAUCUUGCGCUUGUG